AGGCCGCGGUGGCCGCUCUCAGGUUUCUCUCUGGUUGCACUAGCGAGCACUAGCCUACAAGCACCUACACAAGCAACGAAAAAGAAGAUAUAAAUCCCUGACACGCAAUCACAUAUGAAUAUAAACGAAUGUCAUUGGGAAUAAAAACCAAAUCUACAAAACAACUAAAAAGAUUGCAUUUGUCACGCAUGUGCAAGAAAAACAUAUACCAUCACUGAAGCAGUGUUGAACAGUGUUGGUCAGUGUUGGUUUAUGUGCCGAUGUGAAAAUAUGGCAAGUUCAUCACGGAAUGCAACAAACAAAAUUUGUUGUUAUGCACAUCCAGAUGCUACACUUAUAGAAGAUUACAGAGCAGGGGACCAGAUUUGUUCAGAAUGUGGAUUGGUUGUAGGGGAUAGAGUGAUAGAUGUAGGCUCAGAAUGGAGGACAUUUAGCAAUGAAAAAUCAGGAGUGGAUCCAUCACGUGUUGGUGGCCCAGAGAAUCCACUUUUAAAUGGCGCAGAUUUGUCUACAAUGAUUGGACCAGGAACAGGUGCCGCAUCUUUUGAUAGUUUUGGUACUGCUAAGUAUCAAAAUCGACGUACGAUGAGUAGUUCCGACAGAGCUUUACUCAAUGCGUUUCGUGAGAUCAACGGUAUGGCAGAUCGUAUCAAUUUACCGAAAACUAUUGUGGACAGAGCCAACACGUUGUUCAAACAAGUGCAUGAUGGCAAAAAUUUGAAGGGUCGCGCAAACGACGCAAUCGCUUCUGCGUGUUUAUACAUUGCCUGCCGACAAGAAGGCGUACCACGUACAUUCAAAGAGAUUUGUGCAGUCAGCAAGAUAAGCAAGAAAGAAAUCGGUCGAUGCUUUAAAUUGAUUCUCAAAGCUCUCGAAACCAGCGUAGAUCUCAUCACCACUGGUGAUUUCAUGUCCAGAUUCUGUUCUAACCUUGGCCUUCCCAAUAUGGUACAGAAAGCUGCCACACAUAUCGCUAGGAAAGCAGUGGAGAUCGACAUUGUACCUGGAAGAUCGCCCAUUUCUGUUGCUGCUGCAGCAAUUUACAUGGCAUCACAGGCAUCAGAAGAUAAGCGAUCGCAGAAGGAAAUUGGCGAUAUCGCCGGCGUCGCGGAUGUCACGAUCCGACAAUCGUAUAAAUUAAUGUAUCCACAUGCGAACAAACUCUUCCCAGAAGAUUUCAAAUUUGCCACACCGAUCGAUCAGUUACCACAGAUGUAAAAGGAAAGCUUCACUUUCUUCUUCCAAAAUCCCUUUGACCUUUUAAAUACUUGUUUUCCAUCACAAGUAUAACCGAUUAUGUGUAAUUUGAUUGUUUAUUAACAGGGUACAUUUCUGUAAAUAAUACGAUUCAAUUUUUUUUUUAUUUUAUGGCAAGUAGUGGCAUAUAUUAAUUUUUUUUCUUUUUUUUUUAAUUUAAUUCAGGAUCUAUUUUUCAAAGAUGUACUGGUGCUUAAAUGGAAUAGUUCAAUAUUUAUAUUCUACUUUAUAUUCUACUCUUAUGUUCUGUGGUAUAUGUAUAAAAAUUACCUUGUGCAGUACACACUUAUCCCAUGUAACAACUUUGUUUUUGGUUAUUUUCUUAUAUUUGUAAAAGUUCUUUAAAUUUAGUUACUGUACUUUAUGAGAAGAAUUAUAUUUAUAAUUAAAAAGAAACAUGCUUGAGAAAAAAUCUAUUCAGCACUGUUAAGCAUUGUUAUAGCAGAUAAGCCAACUAUUUUUUCAACUACAUUGUUAGAAAACAAAUUCUUAUAAGGUAGCCUUACGUUAUUUGAAAUAUGCGCGCGCACGCGUGCGUGUAGUGUUGUGUAAGAAUUUAUAGUUGAGACAAAUAAUUAUAUAAUUAACUCUAGUUAUAUAUUAAUUAUAUAAUGAUACAAUUUUUUAUAAAUUAUACUACAUUUUUAUGUGCAGACGCGCGCGCACACACGCGCGCGCGCGCAUAUACGUAUAUGCGUAAUUAAUAUUUAUAUUAUUGCUUAUAUUAACAUACAAAUGUAGUAUAGAUUUCUUAGGAGGCGUACGCAAGAGGGAGAGGAGGAUAGAGAACACUGUGCGUGCGCGCGCAUUCGUGCGUGCGUGUGUGCGUGAUACAUACAAAAUUCUGUUUUCAAUACAAAAUAAUUAUAUUCCCUCGAA
Monomorium pharaonis (pharaoh ant) is the source of this 2136-nucleotide messenger RNA. RefSeq names its product transcription initiation factor IIB (gene TfIIB). The record is from RefSeq and is a predicted model, not a curated record. Bases 253 to 1218 code for a protein of 321 amino acids. Gene Ontology annotation, cellular component: nucleus; transcription preinitiation complex. Lineage: Eukaryota; Metazoa; Arthropoda; Insecta; Hymenoptera; Formicidae. Gene Ontology annotation, biological process: transcription preinitiation complex assembly; transcription initiation at RNA polymerase II promoter. Gene Ontology annotation, molecular function: RNA polymerase II general transcription initiation factor activity; TBP-class protein binding. The transcript is spliced from 5 exons.